CCUGGCGGCCGGCUCGGCUGCGGCGUCGGCGUCUGCUCAGAACAGACCCCGCCCGUCGAGGAGGAGGGAGGGCCGCAAAUAUCGACAUGCUGCUGGAGGAGGUCCGCGCCGGCGACCGGCUGAGCGGGGCGGCGGCCCGGGGAGACGUGCAGGAGGUGCGCCGCCUUCUGCACCGCGAGCUGGUGCACCCCGACGCCCUGAACCGCUUUGGCAAGACGGCGCUGCAGGUCAUGAUGUUUGGCAGCCCCACCAUCGCCCUGGAGCUCCUGAAGCAAGGUGCCAGCCCCAACGUCCAGGAUGCCUCCGGCACCACUCCAGCCCAUGAUGCAGCACGCACUGGAUUCCUUGACACGCUGAAAGUGUUGGUGGAGCAUGGCGCUGAUGUCAAUGCACCUGAUGGCACCGGGGCCCUCCCCAUCCAUCUGGCAGUGAGAGAGGGCCACACGGCUGUGGUCGGCUUCCUGGCUGCCGAGUCCGAUCUUCAUCACAGGGACGCCAGGGGGCUCACACCUCUGGAGCUGGCAAGGGGGAGAGGCGCUAAGGAUCUCAUGGACAUACUGCACAUACCACUGUGACCUGGGGCCACCCACUCCGGCAGCAGGACCCGGCUGGGUUCUGUGUCAGAAGAGGAGGGAAGAAACACUUUCUCCCUUUCUUCCUCCUGCUCACUGCCGAGGGGCACCAGUUUGUGGCUUGUUGGUGUUGAUUUCUGGGGUGUGUGUGUUUGAGGUACAUUUCUGAUUUUUUUUUUCUCACCCCUUUUGGUGUGUUGGGCAGAGAAGGGCUCCUGCAGGCAACAGCCACCUAAACGGUUCGGUUUCCUCCACGCCCCGACUGCUGGGGCUACAGACGAGUCCCAAGGGCAGAGCGUUUAAAGCCCCAGCGCUAGAGUGAGGUCAUCGCUUCCAAGGCUCCUGGAACCUGUCGACCUUGGCUGGCUGUACCGAGAGAGAGACCUCAAGUGUGCACACUGCUUUCCGGCAUGGGGGAGGGGGGAGUGUUCCAAAUCAAUAAAAGGGUAGUAUGAGUUCAUUCAUAUUUUGUUGAAAGCUUGGUUUCCAGUCCCUUGUACAGCGUUAAAGAAAAAAAAAGUCUAUUUAUUAUGAUUUAUGGAAGAAAUUGUUGUGUGUGUAAUUUAAUGUUUUUACCCAUUAAAUUAAGACUUGUGCAUGA
Globicephala melas (long-finned pilot whale) is the source of this 1173-nucleotide messenger RNA. It is a transcript of the gene CDKN2D, whose product is annotated as cyclin dependent kinase inhibitor 2D. Gene Ontology annotation, molecular function: protein binding. NCBI's taxonomy places the organism in Eukaryota, Metazoa, Chordata, Mammalia, Artiodactyla, Delphinidae. The record is from RefSeq and is a predicted model, not a curated record. Gene Ontology annotation, cellular component: nucleus.